GGGUGACGGGACUGAAGCCGGAAGUUCAGCAUAAGACCAGCAGAGUGUGAGUUAGCGGGCGUAACUUUUGGCCCUGAUUUGGCUCCGUACGCUGUGAUUACGUUCGUUUCUCAGGAAAACGAACCUGAAACUGCCUGCACGUACUGUUGUAGUUAUGUAAAUUCACGUGGACAAACGCGGACGAGUGGACGUCAGACGCACAAGCGCUGCAGUUCACUUUCGUUUCUCCACCUCCAGACUCCACCUGGAUACCAAAGUCGCUUUUGGCAGCUGAGGAGGUGAAGACGUGAAGGACAGCAAGCUGGAAAAUGGCGCCAGGAAAAGAGGGAACUUUGGAAAUGCUAACAACUAAAAGACGCGUGCUGAUGAUGAUUGUGUCAACUCUGCAGCCUCUGGAAACUACAGCAGAUCCAAACUUUCUGAAAGGUGUAAAACUGCUGAAUUCUGCUCUUCAGAUUCCUGCAAUACCUGUGAUUCGCUCGCAGCUCCUCAGCAUCUACAAUGAAAAGGAACAGGAGUUGCGAUCGACUUUGGCCUCGGUUGAUGACAUUGUGUUGACAUGUGAGUUGUGGUCUCCAAGGAAGCAAAACUCUUAUCUGACAGUAGGAUGCCACUUUGUGGACAUCCAUGGGGGUCUCAAGUCCUACAUGCUCCAAACUACCUGCCUGUUUGAAGACGAAUCGGCGGACAACAUCAAAACUCAGCUCUUAGCUAUCAUGGAGGCUUGGAACAUGAAAGAAAAGGUCCACAGUGUCGUCGGAGCUGGCACGCCACAACUGAAAAACGCCGAAACAAAAUGGAUGUACAUGCCUUGUUUUGCCAACACCUUGCACGAGGUAUUUGAGGAUCUGAUGAAUAAUAACGAGCUGUUGAAUGUUCUCAAAAAGUGUCAGAACAUUGUCGGGUUCUUUAAGAACGAUUCUGAAGCUGAGAGGGAACUCAGAGAGAUUCAACACAGGAUGAACAUGGAACAAGGUGAGCUGACCCUGUACACUGGGGAUCGAUGGCUCCCGUCACUGCACAUGCUUCAGCAGCUGAUUCAGCAGAACAAAGCCCUGAUGAUGGUGUGUGCACAGAGAGGAAAAACGGAUUUAAUCCUGAAUGAAAAUGAUAAAGAGAAGGUCAUGAACCUCAUAUCUGCUCUGGAACCUCUGAGCAAAGCCACAUCCAUGAUGAAAAAAGAAGGAUUCGAGACCAUUUCGGCCAUGCUGCCGCUACUGAAGCAGCUCAUGAAAAAUCUUGAAGGAGAGAGAAGAAAGAAUAAAGUCGCCCAGACAUUAUUUAACAAAUGUAAAAAGAAAUUUGGUGACAUUGACAACCACCCCCUGGCUCUCAACACAUUCCUCGACCCUAGAUUCAAAAAUGAGCUCGGAGACGAAAACAAAAAACGAGCGAUGGAUAAAAUACAGAAGGAGCUCAGUGCAGACCCAGCGUCCCCUACGGCUACAGAACCUAAAGUCCUACACAGAUACAUGGCCUACCCACCCAAUGCAAAGAAUUCAAACCCUUUGGCCUGGUGGAGGCUCACAGGAAGGAAGAACUUUGGUGAAUUAAGCAAGCUGGCUCUGAAGAAACUGGCGGUUGUGUCCACUGCUGUGCCCUUAGAGAGAGCUUUCUCCAGUGCAGGUGAUUGGUUCUGCAACCGGAGGAGCUUCAUUGAGCCAGAAAACCUCAACAUGAUCCUGUUCCUCAAAACCAACUGUGACAACUGGACCUCAAGUGCUUAGACACAAACACACUGCAAAAGAUGGAAUCUCCUGUUUUACUCUGCUGAAGUUUGGUGGAAUUCAGUGUGGAGCUUCUUCUUUCACAAAUCUUUGGUUGGGUUCAGCUCUAAUCGUGCUCCAUUACCUGAAGCAACGUCACGUCAGCGUCCUUGUUGGGCUCCAGUUGCUUCGUUCCGGAUGUCGUUGUGAAAACGUUUGUGUAUUGGAGCGAUGAAGCCUUCCCUUCCCUUCCCUUCCCUUCCCUUCCCUUCGUCUGCCUGCCUUCCUCGCUCACGUUCCUCUCGCAGGGGCUGACUAGCGCCAACAGUUCGGGACACACCACAAAAAUUACAGCCACAGCUGCUCAGCGGCUGCGCCAACAUCGUGGUCACUUCUUAUGUAAAUUCUUUUUUGUAAAUACUCAACAGUAAUUUUAUGCGACUACUCAAAUAUGGAAAUUACUUAAAAUAUCCGUCCCUUCUGUGAACUGCUAUACAAAGCUAGCAUGCUAUCAUCAUUCACCAUUCAGUUAGCUGAUUUGUUUUUAUGCUAACUUUCUGUGGCACACCAGCGCACGCAGUCUGAAAAUCCACCACAAAGCUAGAAAUUUUCAACGUUCUGUCAGCAAAUUCUGGAGUAAAAACACGUAAGGAAGAGUUUCGCAAACACAUCAGACAUCAUGGAGGACGGACGGAAGUGUGGCAACGAGGUGCUGAGUCAUCUUCCUGUUUGGAGGAAAUGGCUGCUUGCAUCUGUCAUGUGACCGCUGCUUGCUGUUCCCGUCUUCUUCAGAAAAGCGUUUGAGCUCUGCGCCUCCGGGUACAACACGGCAUCAGCAGUUCGGGGGUUGUUGAACGAGUCUGCUGUCACUGCUGCACUGAGGUUAGCUUCAGGCUGGCGGUGGUGAAAGCGCAGUGUAGCGGUGGCGUCGCUAACCGUAUCCAACUGCCUCACGUCUAAGAAAACGGCCAAUUUAAAAAAUACGUUAUCAGCUCUGGCUUUUGUGAGUGUGUGUCAUUUUGUUAUUUCCUUGUGAGAUUAUUUUAUCAGUAUGUCUUUUUUAUCUUUAAGCACUGUUCUAUUCUUAUUGUGUUUUUCAUUUUAGUUUGCUUUUAACAUUUCUCAUAAUUGCAAUCAUCUUUCGUCACAUUUUGAAAACUCUUUUUACAGAAAGCAAAUUAAAUGGAAAAAAACAACUUGUAGUAAUGAAUAUUUUAAGAUUAGAAAUGAGGUUCAGAAAAAAUUAUGAUACUUUGUGUUUGCGGAAAUAAACCUUUAAGUUGUUUUUCUUCAUGUCUUCAUGUUCUGUCUUAGUUUUGAUGAUUGUAAAUGUAUUUCUUUUAUCAAAAAAGUAGUCAUGUAUUAUUAUAUUACUAAUAAAAUAGAAUUUCACCCCAUUUAACUGUCUUUAAUCUGUGCUGCUACGACUGAGUAUUUUCUUUAUAUUAAGUCCUCACAUUCGGGAAGCUGGAACGAGUGAAUAUCUCUGCUCGUGGAUUUUUAAAAUAGCUGCUGAUACAUUUUGAGCCAGCAACUGUUUAAUCACUACAGCUCUGAUGUUUACAGCACUUGUUUGUUCAUUUGUUGGCGCUCUGUGGGUGCUGUGAGCAGUGUUUCUUACAGCCAGCAGGGGGAGCCACCACAACACCAGAAAAGGUGAGGAAUGUGAAAAAUUGAUUGAUUAAUGGACAGUUUCAGCUCUACUUGUACAAGCUGCUGGAGAGUUUAAUUUAAAACAAUUUUAUUUUAUAAAAUUUUACAAACACUUUUUGUGCUGGACAGAGACUCAAACUAGAUAAACCAGACAGGACUGCGGUGGGA
This is a messenger RNA of Scatophagus argus, 3527 nucleotides long. RefSeq lists its product as uncharacterized. The record is from RefSeq and is a predicted model, not a curated record. Gene Ontology annotation, molecular function: protein dimerization activity. Lineage: Eukaryota; Metazoa; Chordata; Actinopteri; Scatophagidae. The coding region runs from base 309 to 1727 and encodes 472 amino acids. The transcript has 2 exons.